Messenger RNA from Wyeomyia smithii (pitcher-plant mosquito), 3316 nucleotides. It is a transcript of the gene Mtr4, whose product is annotated as exosome RNA helicase MTR4. Gene Ontology annotation, molecular function: RNA helicase activity; ATP binding; RNA binding. Bases 128 to 3226 code for a protein of 1032 amino acids. The record is from RefSeq and is a predicted model, not a curated record. The transcript is spliced from 4 exons. Lineage: Eukaryota; Metazoa; Arthropoda; Insecta; Diptera; Culicidae. Gene Ontology annotation, cellular component: nucleus. Gene Ontology annotation, biological process: RNA catabolic process; maturation of 5.8S rRNA.
GCCAUCAAAUCAACAUGUCAUUUGUCAGCAACAGCAAGCGUGAAUGCGGUGAUCAAGUGCACGCCGUUUCGUUAUUUCUCAAUUCGAUAACAUUUUAACAACGAUAUCACUAGAAAAACAUUGAAUUAUGGCCGAUGUUGACGAUUUAUUCAAUUUGUUUGAUGCUGUUAAUGAUGAGGAAGAGAGCGGAAACGUUCCAAUUGUGAUCGAUGAUGUCGACAAGGAAAAAGAAUCUAAACCCGAGAAAGGGGAACCUACUUCUGCCGCUAAACGUGAGAGACAAGCUGUUUCCGACGAUGAAGAUGCCAUAAUCGAACCCACCAAGCGUUCUAAACAGGUGGAAUCAAUUUUGGAUGAUAUCAACUUAGACAAUAUUGAAUCCCGAAUCAAGGUGCAUACAAUACAGUCACCGGAAGCUUGCACACAUGAAGUAGCGGUAUAUCCCGAUCACAAAUAUCGACCGCUAGUACCACCAACGGGGAAGCCAGCCAAAGAGUAUCAAUUCGUUUUAGAUCCCUUUCAAAAAGAGGCAAUCCUAUGCAUUGAGAAUCAACAAUCUGUUUUAGUAUCGGCUCAUACUUCUGCAGGUAAAACAGUUGUGGCUGAAUACGCUAUCGCUAAAUCACUCUUGGAAAAGCAACGAGUUAUUUAUACCACACCGAUUAAAGCGUUGUCCAAUCAGAAGUACCGUGAAUUUCACGAGGAAUUUAAAGAUGUUGGACUUGUUACUGGAGAUGUGACGAUAAAUCCCUCCGCUUCUUGUCUAAUUAUGACGACAGAAAUUCUCCGAAAUAUGCUUUAUCGAGGGUCCGAAAUUAUGCGAGAGGUCGGCUGGGUUGUGUUCGACGAAAUUCAUUACAUGCGAGACAAAGAACGAGGAGUGGUUUGGGAAGAAACACUUAUUUUGCUGCCGGACAAUGUACACUAUGUAUUCCUCUCCGCUACGAUUCCUAAUGCUCGCCAAUUUGCCGAAUGGGUCUGCCACAUUCAUAAACAGCCAUGCCAUGUUGUGUACACUGAUUAUCGACCGACACCGCUACAGCAUUACCUUUUCCCGGUUGGUGGUGACGGAAUUCAUCUAGUGGUCAAUGAGAAGGGACAAUUCAAGGAGGAUAAUUUCAAUACCGCAAUGGCGGUAUUGCAGAACGCCGGAGAUGCUGCCAAGGGAGAUCAAAAGGGCCGCAAAGGAGGCCUCAAACCGACGAAUUCUGGCGAAACGAACAUUUUCAAGAUUGUUAAAAUGAUUAUGGAGAGGAAUUUUGCACCAGUUAUUAUAUUCUCAUUUAGUAAAAAGGAUUGCGAGAUUUUUGCGAUGCAAAUGUCUAAGUUAGAUUUCAACUCGACAACCGAGAAAAAGUUGGUUGACGAAGUAUUCAACAACGCAAUGGAUGUUUUGAGUGAGGAGGAUCGACAGUUGCCACAGGUUGAGAAUGUGCUGCCACUAUUACGUCGUGGUAUCGGUAUUCAUCACGGUGGUCUGUUACCCAUUUUAAAGGAAACUAUCGAAAUUUUGUUUGGAGAAGGUCUGAUUAAAGCACUUUUUGCAACGGAAACUUUCGCGAUGGGACUUAAUAUGCCGGCUAGAACGGUAUUGUUCACAGGACCACGCAAAUUCGAUGGUAAAGAUUUUCGCUGGGUAACUUCCGGUGAGUACAUUCAGAUGUCUGGUCGAGCCGGACGUAGAGGUUUGGACGAUAAAGGUAUCGUUAUACUGAUGAUUGACGAAGCUGUUUCGCCAGCAGUUGGCAAAGAAAUUGUCCAAGGUAAACCUGAUCCGAUAAAUUCGGCUUUUCACUUGACGUACAAUAUGGUGUUGAAUUUACUGAGAGUUGAGGAAAUCAACCCGGAGUAUAUGCUGGAGAGAUCAUUUUUCCAGUUCCAGAAUCAGUCUUCAAUCCCGGAAAUUUACAAAAAAGUUCAACAGAAACAGAAAGAGCUGGAUAAAGUUUACAUAAAAGACGAACAAUCGAUAGUGUCGUAUCAUCAUGUUCGUGAUCAGCUUGAUACUCUCGGCAAACAGUUCAGGGAAUAUAUUACCAGGCCAACCUAUCUCGUGCCGUUUUUGCAACCGGGUAGGAUGAUUAAAAUUCAGUCAGAUGCCGGCGAAUUCGAAUGGGGUAUCAUUGUAAAUUUCAAGAAAGAAACUGGUGAUGCUAAAACAAACCCUCUUAAAUCGGAAACAAAAGUUAUCAUCGAUGUUUUACUGCAUGUUGAUGAUGGAUUCGAGAAAGAAGGUGUUCCCAAACCUUGUCCCGAAGGUAAACGUGGAUCGGUAGAAGUUGUUCCAGUUCUGCAUACACUGGUCCACCGGAUAAGCUCUUUGCGAGUGUAUUACCCGAACGAUUUGCGCCCAGCCGACAAUCGACGUUCGGUUCUUAAAACAAUCAAUGAGGUCAAAAAACGAUUUCCUCAAGGACCUCCUCUUUUACAUCCGAUCAAUGAUAUGCACAUCAAAGAAAAGGAUUUCGAAACUAUUGUAGACAUGAUAGACAAAUUCGAAAAACGUUUAUAUUCACAUCCCUUGCAUGAGGCGCCUGAACUGGAUAAAUUGUAUUUAAAAUACAUGGAUAAGCUAGAGCUUGAACGUCAGUUGAAGCAAGAAAAACACGCUUUCCGCGAAGCAAAAAGUCUGCUUCAUAUGGAUGAACUGAAGCAUCGGAAGCGAGUUUUGCGUCGUUUGGGUUACUGCACGGCCGCAGACGUCAUCGAGUUCAAAGGUCGUGUUGCGUGCGAGCUCAGCUGUGCCGACGAACUUCUACUGACAGAAAUGAUAUUCAAUGGUACCUUCACAAAUCUUACCACAGCACAGGCGUGUUCACUGCUGUCUUGCUUUGUAUGUGACGAAAAGAGCUCGGAAGUUCCUGCGGCAACGGAGGAGCUUUCUGGUCCACUACGGCAGAUGCAGGACCUUGCUAGGAGGAUAGCAAAAGUGUCGAACGAAUGUAAAGUCGAACUGGACGAGGAACGGUACGUCGAAUCAUUCAAGCCCUUCCUCAUGGAUGUAGUGCUUGCGUGGUGCAAAGGAUCAUCGUUCUUACAGCUGUGUAAGAUGACAGAAAUUUUCGAAGGAUCUAUUAUUCGCUGUAUGCGACGCUUGGAAGAACUGCUUAGACAAAUGGUGCAAGCUUCAAAAACCAUUGGCAACACCGAUCUGGAAAAUAAGUUCUCCGAAGCAAUUCGGUUGCUGAAAAGAGACAUCGUAUUUGCUGCUUCGCUGUAUCUGUAGUAAUUUAAUUCUGAUAAUUACAUUUUUGUGUAGUUCAAAAAAUUAUUGCUUUUUUCAAUAAUAAUCCGAUGUAAUAUAAAACUGAUUGAA